Messenger RNA from Cooperia oncophora, 378 nucleotides. NCBI's taxonomy places the organism in Eukaryota, Metazoa, Nematoda, Chromadorea, Rhabditida, Trichostrongylidae. The record is from the annotation of a GenBank genome assembly.
AUGGACGAAAAUGCCGGUCUAUCACCACAGCGAAGAGGGUUUUCAGGUGGCUGUCGAGCACCCGCGGAGGAUAAAUCCAAAGAGGGUGUUCCCAGUAGUAGCGGAUUCACUAACGAAAGUGGUUGGACUGGUGUUGAACGAGAUCGCGAGCGUCUUGGAACGAAUACCACCAAGAAUUGGCGUGGAGGAUCGAAUGGUGGGGCUGACAAGUACUCUAGCAAGAGCAGUGACUUCAAGUUACCUUUUCAAAGGUCAACUGGAGCGAAUGCUCGCAAUUCUGGUGGAGGUGGUGCGGGUUCAUGGCGUUCAGAAAUGAAGGAACGUGGACCCUCAAUGAGUAGUGGGAAGUAUUCGUCGUCAAAGAAUCAAAGGUAUUAG